Messenger RNA from Leptopilina boulardi, 1520 nucleotides. RefSeq lists its product as uncharacterized. NCBI's taxonomy places the organism in Eukaryota, Metazoa, Arthropoda, Insecta, Hymenoptera, Figitidae. Bases 135 to 1433 code for a protein of 432 amino acids. Gene Ontology annotation, molecular function: flavin adenine dinucleotide binding; N,N-dimethylaniline monooxygenase activity; NADP binding. The transcript has 8 exons. The record is from RefSeq and is a predicted model, not a curated record.
GGAAGAGAUGUAACAUCAGAAAAUAUAAAUAAAUUUAUGAUCAGUGACAACAAGAAAUACUGUUAAAUUGACCUUCAACAAGUUCAACAACUUUCCGGCAUCUUUUACGGAAAACCCGAAAACUUGAUGACAACAUGUCAUGCAAACUGAUAAUGAAUCUACAGAAAAAAAUGAGAAUUUGUAUAAUUGGCGGAGGAGCUGCUGGAUUGUGUGCUCUUCGAAAUUUUGCGGAAAAUUUGAAUUAUUUUGAUUUAGUGGUUUUUGAAAAAACGGAAAAAAUUGGAGGCACCUGGGUCUAUAAUGAAAAAACAGGAUUAGAUUCAAAUGGUUUGCCAAUUCACUCCAGUAUGUAUAGAGAUCUCAGAACCAAUUUACCAUGUGAGAUAAUGAAUUUUCCUGAUUAUCGAAAAAUGAAGGGGGACAAAUCCAGUACAGUAACACAUGAACAAAUUUUGUCUUAUUUGAAAAAUUAUUCUGAACAUUUUCAACUUUGUCAAUAUAUUCAGUUUAAUACACUGGUGGAAAAUGUGAAACCAGAAAUUAAGGAAAAUGAUUCGAAAAUAAUAGUUUGGAAAGUGCAAAUUAAAAAUUUAAAAACAAAACAAAUUUCUCAUGAAGUAUUUGAUGGAAUUAUCGUCUGUACUGGACAAUAUUUUCAACCAAAUAUACCAGAAAUACCUGGAAUAGAAACAUUUCCUGGUACAAUUUUACACAGUCAUUCUUAUAGAAAACCCGAAGAUUUUACAAAUAAAUCAAUAGUGAUUCUUGGUGCAUCAUCAUCUGGUAUUGAUAUUGGUAUAGAAUUAUGUGCACAUGCUAAUCAAGUCUAUUUAAGUCAUUAUGGGGAAAGGAUAGUCAGUAUAUUGCCUUCUCAAUUAAUUCAGGUUAUGGAAAUCAGUAGAAUAGAAAAAAAUAAAAUAUAUUUUAUCAAUGGAAAUUCUGUACAAGUUGACGCAAUUAUUUACUGUACCGGAUAUUUAAUAACAUUUCCCUUUUUGGACGAAAGUUGCGGAAUUACCGUUGAUAAUAAUUAUGUUUAUCCAUUGUAUAAACAUAUGAUUAAUAUUAAUUAUCCAACAAUGUGUUUUCUGGGUAUGAACACUAAAGUCGUACCAUUCCCAAUGUUUCACAUGAAGGCAAAGUAUUAUUUAGCUUAUCUUAAAGGAGAGUUAACUUUGCCGACAAAAGAAGAAAUGAUGGAGGAUUCAAAAUUGAAGACAGAGAAAAAAAAUCAUGCCCACUCACUCGCAACACAACAAUGGUCAUUUAAUAAUAGUUUAGCAGAAGCGGGUGGAUUUAAUCCCCUCCCACCAUUCUAUGAAAUGGGUUAUAAAGCAUGGUGGAAUUUAAGAAAAACAAAUUUGUUUCAUUACAAGGAUUAUAAAUUAAUUAUUGCUGACGAUGACAAAAGUGUAGAAGUAAUUUUAGGAUAAAAUAUAAUACUAAUUAAUUAAUGUAACUUAUUGAUAAAAAUUAAAACAAUAAUUUAAAUAGAAAAUAAAAAGUUUCAUUCUAUUUUA